Molecule: messenger RNA, 3441 nt
Organism: Cyclospora cayetanensis
Lineage: Eukaryota; Apicomplexa; Conoidasida; Eucoccidiorida; Eimeriidae
Product: coiled-coil domain-containing protein 88B
Exons: 13
Coding region: 1-3441 (1146 amino acids)
Source: RefSeq, a predicted model, not a curated record
AUGGGGAACCCCGACGUCCCCGUGCCUCCUGAAGUAGGUGACGCAUUGCAGUUUCUUGAGGAGGCUUCGUCAUGGGCGGAGACCUCUGCAGGCUGGGCUUCUUCCACAUCUCCUUCGGAUACGGAGAAGUACCUGGGGGCCCUGAGAGUCCUCUCACACGCUUGCAGACGGGCCGAAGUAAGAGACGCGGUGCUGCACUGGCAUACCAGCCAUAAGAUGCCCUCACAGAUGGAGGGUCUCCCCGAAGAGCUUCCCAUCCUAAGGCACUUUUAUCGUGUCUUCUGUUGUGUCAGCGCGACUUGUCUAGCCGAAGCGGGCAUCGACUAUAAGGGGCCCACCCCCAAUCCAGCAGUCGACUUCAAUGGGGCCUCUCAGGGCGGAACCGCGGAUGGCGGCUCCUCUGCUGAAGAGUGGCUAGCCCGCGGUGUUUCGCUGCAUGCAGCGAUUCAGAGAUCAAGUCUCGCCAGCGCCUCCUUAAGGCAGGUCGUGAUGGCGCUAUAUCCCUUGACGAGCUGUCUCUGCAAUUCCCGCGACGCAGCAGACGCUGCUGCCCUGCUGCAGACGCCAGAAGGAUCACACUGCUUUUCCCUCCUCGCCUCCCUCGCAGCAGCCGCGUCCGAGGAAGAAGCGAAGACUCUGCCUGCCUCAGCGGCAGCAGCACCAACGCCUGGGGCUUCCACGUGUGCCUCCGGCAAGGCAACGGAAUCUCCUUCUGCGGCUGAAAGCAGCAGCAACGACAGUGCACUCCUGCUAGCCGUGUUAGGGGCCUAUGAGGGGCCCCUUGCUCUCCCAGGGAUAGCGGUGUCGGUGCGCUCUGGCCCCUUGAAGGCACUCCAUAAAGCAGUGCAGCGAGGGGCAGCACGGCUCCUCGGGAAGGCGGCGAGUCUUCCGGAUGCAGCCACUGCCGUGGUAGCCUGGCUGGUGUAUCGGCGGCUUUCCAGCAGCAGCAGCAGCAGCAUCAGUGGAGGCGAUGGCUCCUUUAGCUCUCCAAAUGUUCGCCAUCUCCUGGCGUUGCUGAUUGCGUCUGUCCGAAAUCAUCUUAGGAGGCCCCUCGAGCAGAGGGUGUCUGCCCUCUGCCUACGGGAGGCCCUCAAGGAGCCGCGCAUGCUGCAUGCAGUGAGUGGUCCCACCCAAGACGCUGCCUUAGCUUUCGCAGCCGUCUGCUUGCAGUCCCUGCAGGCUGUGGCAGCUGCUGCAGAGGAGGCAGCUUCAGAGGAGCUCCUAAAGCAUCCGCCAAGCGACUCUGAGAAGGCAGCUUCUGUCCGAAAGCAGCAACUUGCUGCUGCAGCUCCAAUCGCGGAAAUGCUAGCACUGCUGUGCGCAAGGAGCGCAGCCGUUCGAGAUUCCGUCGCCUCACGGCUAGACAUGCUGCCUUCAACGCAGCAAGGCCCUGCUGCUGUUGCUCCUCCUCCUCCCCCUACAGCCACUGGCGACGAUGGAAGCACUUACUCCAACAGCGACAGCAGAGAGAACCCCGCUGAAAGGCAGCAGCAACAUGAGCACCAACACCAGCAGCAGCCGCCUGUUCAGCCCUCCCCCGGGAGAAGCCGCAGCAGCGCUGCCCUGUCUGCUGCAAGCCUCCCCGCACUCUUUUUUGUUACGGCGCAUGCAGACGACUUGGGGUGUGCAUAUACGGCGGCCUUUCUGGAGCUGUGCCUAAGGACUCGGUCGAACCGUGGAAUCGGGAGAUUCCUCUCCUCAGAACAGAGGGAAGAAGCCGUCGUUUCUUUGGCAUCCAACGCCGGCCUGCUGACGAGGCACAGCACGCGGCGGGGAAGGGGACUUCGCGCCACUGCGUGCAUGAGUCUUCUUGCUGCUCUAUGGGAAAAAACAGACGCUAUGGGCUCUGCAGUAGAGACAGUAUGCAUCCUCCCCCUUGCAGCCGACGGAGAAUCAGCAGCGCGGCGCGGAGACACCGCGUUGCUGCUGCAAUUGCUGCACGCCUCGCUGGAUUUCAGUGCAUGCACUAAGCGUCACACGGCGCGAUCCAUGCGGCUGCUGCAGCAGUCUGCUGCUGCUCUGGCUGCCGGGCCUCUCGGCUCUCCGCAGACUGCUGCCGAGGCUGAGGAUGCCCUUCUUCUUGUUCACAAGUGCAGUGCCUUGGUAAGCGCUGGCGUCUCCGUGUUGGACGCGGGCUUUCCUUAUUCUACAGCUGCCGCCGCUUCAGUGCUGCUUCAGGAGGAACCAAGAACCGUAUUCUCGAUCUCCCGCAGACACCUCUGCACUGCAGUCUGCUCUAGCCGUUCCGGUGCUCCUCCUGUUGCAGAUAGAGCAAGCGCCUCUAUGGACGGCUCCUGGUUCCUUAGCGGGCGGCCCUUGGCUACAGCGCUGGCUGAAGAAAGCCGCAAGCGGAAAGUGGAGAUGCGGGGGCUCCAGCAGAGCAGAGAAGAUGCAAAACUUACCGCUGCUCAAGCUGCGCAGCGUCUAGUUGUGACGAAUGAAGCCCACGAGGUGCUGAACGCCUUGUAUUUUUCCAGAUUAGAAAUUGGGGAUUUUCAGAUGGAGUUGAGUCGACUCAAGGAGGCAGCGGAGCGGCAAGAGUGCCUGCAUGCCACAGAACAGCAGCGCCUUGCUGACGAGGCUCGCAAACUGAGGCGCGAACUGGAGAUGGAGCAGCAGAGAGGCCGUGACCUCGUUGCUGAGUUCCAACGGCUUCUUGACGCGAAGGAAGCGGCUAUCGCGAGCCUUCAGUUAAGUUUAGGCGAGGGAAGAAGCCUCCAGGGAUCUAAGGAAUCGGAGCUUUCGCGUGAACUGCAAGUACAGACGGCUAUAAAUGUCAAGCAGAAAGAAGAGCUCGCUAAGCAGGAGGCAAAGCUGCACGCAACGUUGGAGAGACAGCAGCAAACGGCUAACAGCCUUACAGCGUUGACUGCAAGACACCGGCAGCUCCAGGAGGAAAAGAGCAAACUGCAGAUUAGCUACGAGAAGGUCCAAGAAGAAAACGAACAACAAUUCAGACAGUUGAUAUUGGUUAUGAAGGCCCUCGCCGAGCAGCAGGCGGCAAACGAGGCCCUGAAAGAGGCGCGAAUGUGUUCGGAGGCUCAGGAAGAGGAACAGACAAAGCUCAAGCUACAGAAACUGGAGCAGCAGCUACAGCAGAGCUCCAGAGAGCAGGAGAGCCAAGCAAGGGCAGCGUCUCUCCGCCAGGUGUCUCUUGAGGAGCAGCUACGGGCUUUUGAAAAGGAGAAUGAAUAUCUUAAGGCCAUGAGUCGGCGCAAUGAAAGCACUAUCGAGGAUCUCGAGAAGAGGCUCCAGGCCGCGGUCGAGACAGCUACCGGGGCAAAGGCGGCAGCAGCCGCUAAGACGGAGGUUCUAAAGAACAUGCAAAAGGUCCAGAUAUACGUCACACAAUCCCCUUUCGGCCUUUUUGCCUUCGCAUUGAGCAGCUGGGCUUCUCGGGAUUGCGUGCAGCAAUCAGGCCACCCUACCUUUCAGCUGUAG